CAUCACUCAGUUGUGUCUGUUACUUGCCUUGUGCCGUACAUGUGCAGUCAUGAAAGGGAGGACGACUUUGUUUCUGUGUGUGUUUGCGACGGUGGCCACUCUUACGGGGGUUAGAGCUGCCAUUGAUGUAAAGGCGUGGCUUGGCGAGGAACCCCUCACUCCCGAGAGAAUCUUGGAGGAAAUGGUCGAGUACUUCUCUCAGCGGGAUCCCCAAGGCAUACCAGGUGAGGAAGGCCAAGAGGCAUCUGGCGUGGUGCGCAUCAGCGUCCCGAAGAUCAACGUCUUGGGGCAGUACGAGUGGCCCGGCUGGUGGUCCACGAGUGCUGGGAGUGCCAACAUCACCGUGACUGACAUCCAGGUGGCACUCAACCUCCAGCUUGGCAUCAACACCAAUGGUCUGUUGAUAGUGGAUGGACUGCAGAUUACGCUGAACUACGAGGACCUUAUCUUGGGCUUCGAAGGCCUUGGGGGUGAACAUGCUCUCCUCGUCGGCGCCGCAGAUACCUUCUUCAGCACGAUUAUCCAGCCGCUGAUCGUUGGGGGGGUACAAGAUAAACUAACUAAAGUUCUCAACGAAAGACUGGAACAGAGGUUGAAGGACAAACCUUUCCCUAACUCCAUUUCCCCCGUUGAUUACCUCAUCGCCAAGGUGCGCCGCGACCUGCGAGAAUCAGGGAAGGACCCCAUUUUCAUCGAGAGGAAGGACGUCAACCUCGCUUGGGGCGUCUCGGUGCAGCUCAAAAACAUAAACAUCAAAGGCUUAACAACGUUGCAUCGCACACAUGAAGUAUCCGCGCAAUUCAUUGACAACGCCCUCUUCGUCACCAUUCAGAUCGGGACGCAGCAGCUGAAGGCCGGCGCUGACUGGUCUAUUUCCGCCUCCCUGAUGCCCGCUGUGGGAGGCCAUCUUGACGUCGAAGUGGAGAGCCUGUCGGUCACUGUGAUGGCCAAGCAGCCGGCUGACAUCAGAAGUCCGCCCGUGCUGAGGGAGAUUGAUGUCCAACUCGGUAAUUUGGCUGUGAGAUCCGUGGGAGAGAGCACAAUGGACUACCUCGUUGAACUGAUGGUCAACCUCCUACCCAACACAUUCAGGAAUAUUAUCAUGGACAAGAUUGAGCCCAAAAUCCACCAGGCAAUCCAGAAGCAGUUUAACGGCUUGGAUAUACACAGGAUCAUCUUAACCAAGUUAGCAGAGAGGAGACAAGCUGAAGCCAACGCAUCACUUUAAGAACAUUUCGUGCUUGCCUUAAGUGUUCUUGAAGGCACCGUGACGUCACGCGAGGCUGCUGUUCUUAGUCACUUAGUAAAAUUGUUAUGGUUAGGAAUGGUGGAAUAGUUAUAUUUUGUAUCACUUUUUUUUCUUGAGUUGUUGUUUUCUACUUGAUAUUGGUGAGAUUUUAAGAAAAUGCUUUGUCAUUCUUUGAUAUUAUGGUGAUGAUCACGUGGUCAUUCUAUCAAUAAAGAUUUUUUUCUCUCUCUA
Molecule: messenger RNA, 1480 nt
Organism: Penaeus indicus
Lineage: Eukaryota; Metazoa; Arthropoda; Malacostraca; Decapoda; Penaeidae
Exons: 10
Coding region: 50-1228 (392 amino acids)
Molecular function (GO): lipid binding
Source: RefSeq, a predicted model, not a curated record